Messenger RNA from Saitoella complicata NRRL Y-17804, 763 nucleotides. RefSeq lists its product as uncharacterized. The record is from RefSeq and is a predicted model, not a curated record. Lineage: Eukaryota; Fungi; Ascomycota; Saitoellomycetes; Saitoellales; Saitoellaceae. The transcript is spliced from 3 exons. The coding region runs from base 188 to 715 and encodes 175 amino acids.
AGGUGUUGAGAUGGUUGUUGGAGGUUGUGAGGUUGUGUGAGGAGAGGGAGGAGGAAGUUCAAAGUUUGAGACAGGAGAAGAGGGAGAGCAUGGAGUGGUUGAGUAAUGAAGAAUACGAAAAGUGCUGGACGAUAUUGGGUUUCCACCGAACUGCGUCGACUCGAACGGACGGGCUGCAUUGGAUGCCAUGGCAUCACUCAUCGCACACGCAAAGCUUCCAACGACCGAGAUAUCCACCCUCAUCGCCGAACUGAUGUAUCAGCAACAACGUGAACUCGCCUUACACCGCGCACACACAGAAGCCCAAUCCCUCGUCUCAGAUGUCACCGCAAAAGCAGAAUCUCUGCAACGCCAACUCGAUCAAUUGAACAGCACCUUGUUAUCAUCAGCUGAGGAUCUGGAAGACAAAAUAAGCGAAUGGUCAUCAGCACUCCCCUCCCUCCGCCCAAAAACAGCCGAAUAUACAUCCCGCUCAAACCACCUUCGCUCACUCCUCGAACGCUCAAACGCCCUACCCCUCCUGUCGCAAGCGAAGACCGAAGAAAUAGAAAUAUUAAAGUUGAAAGACGAAACGGAGUUGUUGGAGGCGAAGGUUAGGGCGUAUGGAGGCUUACCGACGGAUUUGGGAUUGGCGGGGUUGGAGGUGGAGGGAAUGAGAAGACGAGUGCGGGACUUGAGGAAAGUGCGGGAGGAUUUGUAUGCUAGAAUGCUAUAACCUCUUUCCUUCUACCCUCCAAUUGCUCAUUGCUCGCUGCCCAUGGGG